Molecule: messenger RNA, 423 nt
Organism: Biomphalaria glabrata
Lineage: Eukaryota; Metazoa; Mollusca; Gastropoda; Planorbidae
Product: PH domain-containing protein DDB_G0274775-like
Exons: 2
Coding region: 1-423 (140 amino acids)
Biological process (GO): endosome organization; retrograde transport, endosome to Golgi; receptor recycling
Cellular component (GO): early endosome; recycling endosome; trans-Golgi network
Source: RefSeq, a predicted model, not a curated record
AUGGCUUCCUGCUCUGAUUCUGUCACUACAGAUAGUCAAAAGACCAAUAGCUUAUCUAAUCGAUCCGAUUCACAACUUGAUGCUGAAGUCACAGAUACUGAAAUCAAAGGCUAUCUAAUGAAGAGGGCUCGCCUGUCCAGAAAAUGGAAAAAACAGUGGUUUUUACUUAAAAAUUGUGAUCUUUAUUACAGUGAAUCACCAAAGGGUUCUCUAAAGAAAAUACCACUUACAGAUGCAGAUAUAUCCGAGACAAGAGUGGACAAAAAACAGUAUGCUUUUCAAAUUCGCAGCAAGCAGAAUGGCCGCACCUACUACAUUCACGCUGAAAAUGAGAUGACCCAAAACAAUUGGAUGCAGGCAAUAUGUUUUGCGAAAGCUGCUGGAAAUAAUGGUGGAGCAUCACAAGCGUGUGUCGUGCAAUGA